AUGGGAUACACCCUUUGUGUGCUAGGAUGUGGAACUAUGGGGGUCGCAAUCAUCUCCGGGGUGAUCAGUAGUUUGCAGUCCAGACAGAACACACAUCAGUUCCCCAAGUGGGAGUCACAUACGCCUGGCACAUCCACUCCCACAGCUGACUUUCCCGAUCCUUCUCUCCCCUCUUUUUUCAAUGCAACUGUGACAAGGCUUGAGAGUGCGCAAAAACUGCAAAAUACAUUUGGACUCUUGGGAGGUCUUGGUACUUCUGUGCAAGUACUUGUCGGCGAGAACCUUUCAGCUGUUCAACAAGCAGAUGUUGUCAUUCUAUGUUGCAAGCCUCAUCAGGCUCACGCUAUCCUGUCACAAAGUGGAAUGCAGGAAGCUCUGGUUGGCAAAUUACUCAUUAGCAUUCUCGCCGGUGUGACCAUAAACCAGCUUACUGGAUGGGUUCCCCCGACAACCAGGGUUGUCCGUGCAAUGCCCAAUACCCCAUGCAGGAUCCGGGAAGGUAUGACUGUCGUCAGCAACCUAUCACUAUCAGAGGAGACCGAGCUCGACCGAUCAAUUAUCUUGAAUAUUUUCUCGUCCAUUGGACGCUGUCGUUUUCUCGAGGAAAAACAUUUUGACGCAUGCACUGCGCUUUCUGGGUCUGGUCCCGCCUUUGCGUGUAUUUUCUUGGAGGCUAUGGCGGACGGUGGCGUCAUGAUGGGCCUCCCGCGGGCGGAAGCCCUCGAACUGGCUGCACAAACCCUGCAAGGCGCGGCACGGAUGGCUCUCCAAGCAGGAGCACAUCCAGCUCAAAUAAAGGACUCGGUCACAACUCCCGGCGGAUGCACGAUAGCGGGUCUCUUAGCCAUGGAAGAUGGAAGAAUUCGCUCAACCUAUCGCUCGUGCAAUUCAGAUCGCUACAGAAGCGCGCCAGCGAACUCGGACAGCCCGUGA
This is a messenger RNA of Suillus paluster, 933 nucleotides long. RefSeq names its product putative delta 1-pyrroline-5-carboxylate reductase. NCBI's taxonomy places the organism in Eukaryota, Fungi, Basidiomycota, Agaricomycetes, Boletales, Suillaceae. The transcript has 6 exons. Gene Ontology annotation, biological process: L-proline biosynthetic process. Bases 1 to 933 code for a protein of 310 amino acids. Gene Ontology annotation, molecular function: pyrroline-5-carboxylate reductase activity. The record is from RefSeq and is a predicted model, not a curated record.